AUGGCACAAGAAGCUAAUUAUGGUGAUAUUAUACUUCUAUGUGGAGAUUUGCACAUUGGUACAAGAAUGGAGAAGAUUCAUGAAAAAAUUGUUAGUGCUUUAGGAGUUAAUAAAUUAUAACAUGUACUUUGCACAGGAAAUGUGGGAAAUAAAGAGACUUUUGAUUGGUUAAAGUAAAUUUCACCUAAUUUUCAUUGUGUUCGAGGCUAAUAUGAUGAUGAAAAUAAUGAAAUCCAUAAUGAUCAAAAGGUAAUUCAAAUAGGAAUAUGGAAAAUUUUAUUGAUUCAUGGGCAUUAAUUUGUGCCUUGGAAUGAUGAAGAAACAAUCAGUGUAUUCCUAAAAGAAAGUUCAUGCGAUAUUGCAGUAUUUGGAAACUCUCAUUAAUCUUUAAUAAGCAAAUUUGAAAGGAAAUAUUUUAUAAAUCCAGGAACAAUGAGUGGGUCAUAUGGAUCAAUUAAAUAAGAUGCAGUGAUUUAACCUGAAUUUGUUAUUUUAGAAUGCUUAGGUGAUGAAAUGGGGGUUUACAAAUACAAAUUAAUAAAUGGAGAAUUAUUAAUAGAAAAAUGUACAAUUACAAAAUGAAUGAAUAUUUAUAAUUUUUCAGAGUUUAUUCUAAGAUA
Paramecium tetraurelia is the source of this 620-nucleotide messenger RNA. RefSeq lists its product as uncharacterized. The transcript has 4 exons. Lineage: Eukaryota; Ciliophora; Oligohymenophorea; Peniculida; Parameciidae. The record is from RefSeq and is a predicted model, not a curated record. Gene Ontology annotation, cellular component: retromer complex; endosome. Gene Ontology annotation, biological process: retrograde transport, endosome to Golgi; intracellular protein transport.